GGCCUGUUGCCCAUGCACAAACUUUCUAGAUAAUUUCUUUUUUGUCUUCCUUACAGCAAUGGAACAGUGAAGGUCUCAGCCUGGACAAGAGCUCACUGGGAGGGGAGGAAGUGAGCUCACUGGGACUGGAGCAGCAAGCCCUGUGGAAUGUUAAUGCAAGGCUGAGAGGAGGAAGCUGUCUCUAAUGCUGAUUGGACCAGGGGAUUUUUUAGAGACUGUACUUCCUCGGUAGCUGCUCUGACUUGUCCUGCUUGUGCAGCAUUUCCUGAGGCUUUCCCAGGCUGCCGGUCCCAGUCAGGAGCAGAGAACGUCACCAUGCCACCAAAGAGGAAAUCAGCUGCCACCAAACCAGCUGCUGCCAAGGUCAAGAAGGUCAAAGGUGAACCAGAGGAGGACAACGUCAAGUCAACUGUUAAUGCCUUGAAGACAGCCCCGAAGGAAAAGCUCAAGGCCAAGAUCGAUGAGCAUUGCCCGCUGAGCACCGAAUCAGAGGCUACGGUUUACGAGGACUAUGACUGCAUGCUAAAUCAAACCAACAUUGGAAACAACAACAACAAGUUCUACAUCAUCCAGCUGAUCGAACAAGGUGGCUCGUACUACUGUUGGAACCGCUGGGGCCGGGUGGGAGAAAUUGGCCAAAGCAAUUUGAAUUCUCUGGCUGACCUGAACAAAGCUGUGAAGGAAUUUGAAAAAAAGUUCAAAGACAAGACAAAGAACAACUGGGCAAACAGAGAUUCCUUCAUCGCACAUCCUGGAAAAUACACCAUGAUUGAACUUGAGCAGGGCUACAAGGAAGCAACAGUUAUGAAGAAUGAUGCAGUAGAUGGAAGCAGUGUGUUGUGUAAGAAAGUCCGACCUUGCACUUUAGACAAAGCCACCCAGGAUCUGAUCAAGCUGAUCUUCAGCCACGAUAUGUUCAAGGAGCAGAUGCAAACUAUGAAUCUUGAUCUGAAGAAGAUGCCUCUUGGGAAGCUGAGCAAGCAGCAAAUUGCCAAGGGUUUUGAUGCAUUGGAUGAGUUGGAAGAGGCCUUGAAGAGCCCCAACAACACAAAUCAGUUGGAAGAGUUGUCCUCAAAGUUCUACACCAUUAUUCCUCAUUACUUUGGACGCAAUCGACCCCCAGUGAUUGAUACUGCAGAGCUACUCCAAGCCAAAAAAGACAUGCUGCUGGUACUUGCAGAUAUUGAACUGGCACAGAGUCUCCAAGCGGAAAAGGAGCAGAAGCAAAAGAUGGAAGUCAGUGAGGUGCCACAUCCUCUGGAUGAAGACUACAACCUGCUGAAGUGCCAGCUCACUCUCCUGCAGUGCACUGAUGACGAAUUCAAGGUGGUUAAGAAAUAUGUGGAUGCAACUGGUCCCACAUACAGGUCCCUGAAGGUCAUCAAUGUCUGGAAGUUGGACAGAGAAGGAGAGGGCGAACGUUACAAGGAACACCAGAACAUAGAGCACCGUCGCCUCCUAUGGCAUGGGACCAACAUCGCUGUUGUUGCUGCCAUCCUGAAAACCGGGCUGAGGAUCAUGCCGCAUUCAGGGGGCCGUGUCGGCAAAGGGAUCUACUUCGCAUCAGAAAACAGCAAAUCAUCAGCAUAUGUUGGUUUUACAUCCAAGAAUGAAGGCAUCAUGUUCCUGACUGAAGUGGCUCUGGGGAACAUUCAUUACAUUUUAAGAGAUAAUUCACAACUAAGAACCCCUCCCACAGGCUUUGACAGUGUUGUUGCCCGUGGCAGCACUGAACCAGAUUCUUCACAGGACAAGGUGCAAAUCAUAGAUGGGAGGAGAGUGAUUGUGUCGCAAGGCAAACCCAAGCCAAUGAAGCUGGGCAAAAACUCUUCCUUUAGCCAGAGCGAAUACGUCAUCUACCAGGAGAGCCAGGCACGCCUCCGUUACUUGGUGCAAGUGAAGUUCUGAGUGUUCCCUUGGCGCUCCUCCACCGUGAGAGGCCCCCACACCGGCAGCUUCCCGGAAACAUUCAGUUUGCUUUCUUUCUUCCUGCAUACGGUUGGAUGUCCUCCAGAACAGCUUUUGAACUUCACUUAUUUAACCACUGUUGCUUCUCUACAUUGCAGUACCAAAGGGUGGAGUGAGAUCCCAUCUACAGGUGGGACAGAUCACAUUAGUGCUGUGGCUGAGCACUGAGACUGAGUUCUUUCUCUUCACUAAGUGCAGGCCUGUUCAGCUGGGCUGUUUAGUGACUUCAUUUGCCCAGACAGCCCCAUUUCAAUCCUGACAAGCAAAUAGCACCAGUGUGAUGCUAGUGCUGGGUUAAUGUUGGUCACUGACUGGAGAGUUCCAGGCCCUGGAAUAUUUGGCCUUACCCAGCCAUACUGGUGCUUAUGCAGUGGACAGCUGUGAUAUACAUCUCCCCCCGCCCUUCCUCACCGGGACACUGAGUAAACUUGUAACCUGACAACUUCUGCUCCCAGACCUUUCCCAAGGACACUCACUGAUCAGCUUGGUCACUGGAUAGACUGAGCGGCUCAUUGAACUGACGGGGUCAGAAUCUAAAUCUCCCCUGAGUAACUCAGUGAGCUGAACUGGGUUUAAAUCACCAUGCCACAAUCUACCUACAUCCUUCCCCAGGCCCACUGAGUACCUCACCCAAUUGCUAAGUCAAGCCCGGGCCUCAGAGAGAAUUAGCACCCAGACCUUCCCCAGGCCCCACUGAGUUACUUGGGGAUUCUGGUACCAAGGCACCCCAGUUAGGUUGAAUUCAGUGAUGAGUAAAUUCACUUUUCCUAGCUGAUUCCAGUUGUAGACACUGGAGAUGCUGGAAUCUGGGGCAAAAAAAUCAAACUGCUGGCAGUCCAGGUGAAGGGUCUUGACCCAAAGCAUGAACUGAUCCAUUUCCCUCCCCAGAUGCUGCCUGACCCGCUGAGUUGCAGUUUGUUUUUUGACUCCAGUUGUGUUGCUCUUGGGUUCCACGAGGCCCCCCAUCGAUGUUGGCACUUUAACUCUCACACAACCAAAGUAAGCACUUUCACAGUUGGUUUGUAUUUCUCGUCUGUGCACUAACCCCUCCCUGAAUGCCUGAGGCUUUAUUCCUGCUAUUUCACCAGUAGCCUCCCUUGGCCCUUGGGGACAGCCGGCAGAAUGAUGCUGGGGCAGGGAGGAUGAGGCGAGGUCCCCCAGGUUUCAGGCUGCAGGCCUGCGGGUCCUUGAGUGGACAGAUGGGCUUCAAUCUUGGCCUUCAAUGUAACUGAUCCAUAGUCAACAGACAUUCCUCUGGCCCCCAGCCCUUCUCCAGGCAACUGACACCUCUCUCCAUCACACUGAGAGUGAGUAGCAUGAGACUAACUGACAUAACUGGAGGCUGGGUGAUGUGUGCUGCCAGCUGACCUUUGAACUGGGGUUGGGUAAGGUGGAGGACACUGAUUUGUUCCUGCUGCUCAAUGGUUCUGCUGGAGGUACAACUGAUAGCCCCUGUGUUGGCCACAGUGUCUGGACCCUGCCUGUGGAGUCACCUCUGCCUGUACCUCAGCCUAUGGCUCGGUGCAAGAUUUUCUGUGUUGGUAUGUUGCACUCUUAUAGUUGGUACCUAUAACCAGCUGCUCUAUUAGUCCUGACCGCAUGGUCUUGGUGAUGUAUUUGCACUAUUAAAGCAUUCUCUUAUUCUA
Pristis pectinata (smalltooth sawfish) is the source of this 3614-nucleotide messenger RNA. RefSeq names its product poly (ADP-ribose) polymerase family, member 3 (gene parp3). Gene Ontology annotation, molecular function: NAD+ poly-ADP-ribosyltransferase activity. Lineage: Eukaryota; Metazoa; Chordata; Chondrichthyes; Rhinopristiformes; Pristidae. The record is from RefSeq and is a predicted model, not a curated record. Gene Ontology annotation, cellular component: site of double-strand break. Bases 316 to 1908 code for a protein of 530 amino acids. The transcript is spliced from 11 exons.